Molecule: messenger RNA, 2592 nt
Organism: Aspergillus candidus
Lineage: Eukaryota; Fungi; Ascomycota; Eurotiomycetes; Eurotiales; Aspergillaceae
Product: putative PHD finger and SET domain protein
Exons: 4
Coding region: 1-2592 (863 amino acids)
Source: RefSeq, a predicted model, not a curated record
AUGACAGAUACCUCCCCAGUCGCCAUCACGCAUCCAACCACGGAGCCUCGCCCGGUCACCGCCCCCUUGAACUCACCUGCCCUCAACGGCGCCGUAUCGGACUCUGCCGCCCCUGAAGAGGAGCCGUAUACCAUCAAAUGCAUCUGUGCCUUCGAAGAUGACGAUGGAAAUACGCACAUAGACUGCUACUACCCUGAUCAGCGCGUGCCGGAGGUUCACAAUUGCGUGGAUUGCGAGCCCCGAUUGGUGGACAGCCGGCGCGCCACAGAACGGCAACGGCGGCGUAGGGAGCAGAGCGACGGCGGUGACCGGAAAACCAAACGCUCCGGGACCAAGAGCCACAAGAAGAAACCAAAAGAUCACGGGGAUCAGGCCAAUGGGUUCCACCACCGAUCGGAGUCGGGGACCCGUGAUCCACCACCCGCGAAGAAGUCCAAGACGAACCAUCGCCCCUCCGGGUCGGUCAGUUCCAUGUCUGGCCUCCCCUCUCUCGCGCCCGACGGGCGCAAGCGGGGCGGGUCGUCGAUGAGUCCGAUCAAACCCUCGGGUCCUCUGAUCCCCCUGUAUUCCAGUGACUUCCUGCAUCUCUAUGAUCGCGACCAGGGGUAUUCGCACAUGGAUAGCAAUCUCUUCGUCAACCUCCCUCUUGCUGCGGAUCUGGCAUCGUGGGUGACCAAGCCGGAGGCGCUGGCGAAUGUGACCAACGGUCGGUCGGCGCAGGACAUCUUCACUUGGUCGGACGCCGCCCUGGACCGGGGUCGCUGGCCCGAGUUGUCCAUCGACUCGAUCACGGACCCUGGUCUCGAGGUCGAUGGCCGACAACCCACCUGGAAGAUCCUCAAGACCCGGGAUCCCGUGGGCAAAGAUCAGAUCGUAGGUGAGAUCACCGGCAAGAUCGGACUCCUGCGCGAUUACUGUCUCGAUCCCGGCAAUCGUUGGCAGGAGCUCCGGCACCCCGAACCCUUUGUGUUCUUUCACCCGCAGUUGCCGAUCUACAUUGAUAGUCGGCACGAAGGGAGCACUCUUCGUUUUGUACGGCGCUCUUGUCGCCCCAAUGUCACGAUGAAGACCUAUAUUACGAACGAGGAAGACAUCCCGCCCGGCUCCGAGAUUACCGCCAUGUGGUACCUAGAUCCUCAGCUGUUUGAAUCGACCAAUGGCCUCGUUAAGCAGGAAACCAGUGAGUCGGCACAGGACGCGGCCGCCAUCUGCAUCAGCAAUGUGCUGGCCCAUUUCGGCGGGUGCGCCUGCGUUCCGCCCCCCAACUGCUUGCUGUCGAGCGUGGAUCGGCGGCGACAUCCCAAGGCGCUAGACUCCAAGUCUGCCGGUACCAAGCGGAAGAAGCCCAAGAUCAAAUCAUCCAACAUCUCGCCUGCGGCCAGUAAUAGUCGUGCCGGCAGUGAGAUGACCAAGAAUGCCGACGACGAUGACCAGGCGGACAGUCGUUCGACGUCCGACUCGGUCCGCGGUCAAACACACAGUCGCGAUCUCACCCCCACGUUGCCCACGCAUGAUGGCUCGGGCUUCGGCGAGUCGGAGCUGUCGGCACGGGAAAAGCGCAAGAUCGCGGCCGCGGAAAAGAAGUUUCAACAGUUGGAGCAGAAUCAACAAGCGUCCCACAAACGAAGGAAACGGGUCAGCGGGCCGUCCCUCCAAACAUCAGCCACUCAGCCGGGCAUGCGUGAUCGUCAGUCCUAUUCGCCGUCGUCCGGUCCGUCUCCGGGGUUGUUCGCACGUCAUGGCUCCCCACGGAGAGCAUCCGGCCCUAGCACUCCUUCCGGUCGCCAUGGGGGGAGUCCUCAGCAGUAUGUGGAUUCGGCUAUCCAGACCGAGGUGGAUAACAAUGCAGGAUUACCCCCGACCACCCCCACAUCUGCGCUGUCGACGCCUCGUCGAUCUAGUUUCGUUCCACUGACUCAACGACUGUUGAAACGAUGCUAUUCCGAUCGCGUGCGUUUAGAGCAGGUUUGCCAACGGUCACCAGUUUCCCCAAGUGCGCCGCUGGCCUCCCCAUCCUCUCUCAGUCCUCAUCACGUGCCGCCUACGGUUACCACCCCUAGUGCACGGGGGGACAAAGAUGUGGAUAUGAAGGAUCUCGGCUCUUCCGCAGGGACGUCGUCCAUUCGAUCCGUCGGGCAAGAGGCAGACUCCUCGCCAUUGUCCGCGCGGAGCUCUACCAAGCCACCAGCCCCUCCGCCGUGGCCAUCGACCGCGGCUCAUAAUAGUCGAAUACCUGGGAAGAACAUGAGUAACUUUGGUGCCAACCUACGGGUCUCUCUUCCUCCCCCAGCGGCUCCCUCUGUCCAUUCCGCCAGCAGUCCAGGCUCCGCUACAGCAUCCACCGGCAUGUCCCCGCCAUCUACCCUCGACUCGUCACAUCCUAAUCCCACCACCCCUGGACCUGGCAUCACGGCGCCCAGUCCGGUGAAGAAGAAGCUCAGCCUGGGCGAUUACCUAAUCCGGAGAGGGACACUAUCAACCCCUACAUCGGAGAAGACCCAAGCCCAGGCCACCUCGACGCUUCCACAGCAGUCCCCGCCUAGUCAACCCUCGUCACGUCGCAGCGCCAGCCGCAAUCACGAUCUCGAUUGA